AUGAGGUGGACCCCACCGAAACAUGUCCUCUUCAAGUCGCCGCGUGCGGUGCUUCCACUCCACCCAAACCCCUCGAGCGAGGUGGCACAGGCCGAAUGGACGGCAGUUCUUCACUUCUCCGCCCGUUUGCCGCGGAAGAUCACACGAAAGGUACGGACGAUCAAAAGAAGGGUCCCCAAAGGCACGAUCGCAGCCCGGAAGGCUUCGGCGGAGGCGGCUUUGGCUGCCGCUGGAGCGUUACAGCCUGGGAAGGGACACGCUCCGGACAAUUCCUCUCGAAAUGCUGCCACGGUGGAUGAAGUGGUGCAGAAGGAGCAGAGUUUUGGGGGAAACACAAUUGAAAAACCGGCCACUGCUGUGUGUGAAACACUACUGGGUAAGGGGGCGGCUGUGUGUGAAACACUAUUGGGUAAGGGGACGGUGCGGGGAGGAACACUAGCCAGUGGGCCGGCAACGGAUAUUGGUGGUGAGCAUGAGGUGAAGAAAUUGGGGAGCAGGGGUGAGGAUAGGGCUGAGGUGGUAAUGUCGGAGCGGCAGAGGAGGAGGAUGACGGAGGUGUUUGUCGGUGGGCUCAGUAGGGACACAAAGGAGGAGGACGUGAGGGCAGCGCUUUCAGUGGCGGGGGAUAUCACGGAAGUUCGCAUGAUCUUGGAUGCAACGACGAAGAAGAACAAAGGCUACUGCUUUGUGCGCUACUGUGAGUCUGCGCAGGCAAGGAAGGCCAUUGCAAAGUUCAGCAACGUUAAGAUUUGUGGAAAGCACUGUCGAGUAGCAGCUCUGGGUGGGAAUGAUAAAAUCUUUCUUGGGAACCUUGAUAAGAAAUGGAAGAAAGACGAUAUCAUGAAACUACUACAGAAAAUUGGAGUUGAGAACAUUGAUGUCGUUACCCUUCCGGCUGACUCUAACAAUCCAGGCUAUAAUCGUGGAUUUGCAUUUCUUGAACUGGAGACUUAUAAAGAUGCACAGAUUGCAUACAAAAAGCUUUCAAGGAAAGAUGUUUUUGGCAAGGGUUUACAUAUAAGAGUUGCAUGGGCCGAACCAUUGAAUGGUCCAGAUGAAAAACAGAUCCACAAGGUUAAUAUUAGAGUCACUCUUGCUCAAUCUAUCCAAAAGGGCAAGAAGAUUAUGGAAGAUCAUAAAUUUUGUCUUAGUGAGAAAGAUAAAACAAAGACUGUUCAAAGUGAAAGAAUACUUGGGCCGUCUUCACUGCAUAUAUUGCAUUCCAGUUCCAGGGCGAUUCCACCCACAGGGGAUAAGAAGUCAUCAACAGAUCAUGGCUUGGUUCAGGGGAUUGAUUCUUAUUACAUGGGCCGCAACCCUCACGCAGGACAUGAGAGGAAUACCUAUGCUACGUCAACUUCAAGCUACAGUGCAUCCCCCCCUGCCAUCACCGAGUAUUCUCCUCCAUAUCAUCAUGAAAGCAGGAGAUAUCGACUAGAUUCAGAUUCUGUACUAUCAGAAGAACCAUGGGGUGGGAUUCAGGCCAUAGGGUGGUCGGUGGACCACCCAGACCACCCACUGGAUCCGCCACUGGCUAAGAAGCUUGUUGCGGAGUUCGGCAAAUUGAAGAUCUGUUGGAAGCUUUGUCAAGUUGAAGCCCUGGAUGGGAAUGAUAAAAUUGUUCUUGAAAAUAUUGACAAGAAAUGGAAGAAAGAAGAUAUCAUGAAGCUACGACACAAAAGUGGAGUUGAGAACAUUGAUACAGUAACACUAAUGGCUGACUGA
Molecule: messenger RNA, 1725 nt
Organism: Miscanthus lutarioriparius
Lineage: Eukaryota; Viridiplantae; Streptophyta; Magnoliopsida; Poales; Poaceae
Source: the annotation of a GenBank genome assembly